AUGAAAGUCGAGGAGCCCAACGCGGCGGCAAUGGUCGUGGACGCGGGGGCAAACAAUGUCCAGUGGCGAUAUUAUGAUGAAGGCAACAGCUACGAUCGAGUGGCGUUUGCAGUUUCGUUCGAAUGCGGAGUUUCGACGAACAAGAAUGGACCAGGAAUGUGGGCCGUUGACAGCGGGGCAACACAUCACAUCUGCCACGACAAGUUCAAGUUUGCAAGCUUGGUCGAAGGCAAUGAUGGCGAGAUCCUGGUGGCUGAUGGCAACAAGGCGGCCAUCAAAGGUGUGGGGACCAUCGUGGAAAAGGUGAUUCUGCCAAACGGGGAAGAGCGCGAGAUCGAGAUCAAGAACGCGCUCUAUGUGCCCAGCAUGAGCAAAAAUCUGCUCUCGGUGCCGCAGAUUAACAAGCACGGCAACUUCCAAGUGGUGUUUGACGGGGAUACGAUGUACGUCGCUCGCAAGGAUUCCAACCAAGUGGUGGCAGCUGCGGAUCUUGUAGACGGACUCUACUGGCUUCGCACGACGCAGCGAUCGGCCAAUGCGACAUCACUCAGCAACGCUGUUGAUCUACAUGCGCGAAUGGGCCAUGCUCCAGUCGACGUGCUUCGCAGGAUGGUGACAAGCCACAUGAUCAAGGACGCUCACAUCCCUUCCAAGCCGAAUGGAUCAAGUGUGUGUCGAGGAUGCCAAGAAGGGAAGAUGGUCCAAAAACCAUUCCCGAGCAACCGUGACAAGCGCACCUACAACACCUUCGAGAUGCUCCACUUCGACAUCUGCGGACCCAUGGAAGAAAAAUCUCUGGGUGGCAGCAAGUAUCUGCUGCUGAUCGUGGAUGAAGCCAGCGGAUGCAUGAAGGGUUUUUGUCUGCAUUCCAAGUCAGAGAGCGAAGAGUGCAUCAAGAAGUACAUCACGAUGAUACAGACGCAGUUCAACAAGAAGGUCAAAUUUGUGCGACACGAUGGAGCCCGCGAGUUUGCGGAAGAACUCGCUUCAAGAUUUCUACGAAGUCGAAGGCAUCGAGCAACAAACCACGGUGCCAUACGCACAUCAAGCCAAUGGAACUGCUGA
Messenger RNA from Peronospora matthiolae, 1065 nucleotides. NCBI's taxonomy places the organism in Eukaryota, Oomycota, Peronosporomycetes, Peronosporales, Peronosporaceae. The record is from the annotation of a GenBank genome assembly.